Nomascus leucogenys (northern white-cheeked gibbon) is the source of this 1983-nucleotide messenger RNA. NCBI's taxonomy places the organism in Eukaryota, Metazoa, Chordata, Mammalia, Primates, Hylobatidae. The record is from RefSeq and is a predicted model, not a curated record.
UAAAGACCUGGAAAUCAGGAAGAUGGACCCAGCCAUGACUCUGAAUAAUGUCACCAUGCGCCAGGGCACUGUGGGCAUGCAGCCGCAGCAGCAGCGCUGGAGCAUCCCAGCCGAUGGCAGGCAUCUGAUGGUCCAGAAAGAGCCCCACCAGUACAGCCACCGCAACCGCCAUUCUGCUACCCCUGAGGACCACUGCCGCCGAAGCUGGUCCUCUGACUCCACAGACUCAGUCAUCUCCUCCGAGUCAGGGAACACCUACUACCGAGUGGUGCUCAUAGGGGAGCAGGGGGUGGGCAAGUCCACUCUGGCCAACAUCUUUGCAGGUGUGCAUGACAGCAUGGACAGCGACUGCGAGGUGCUGGGAGAAGAUACAUAUGAACGAACCCUGAUGGUUGAUGGGGAAAGUGCAACGAUUAUACUCCUGGAUAUGUGGGAAAAUAAGGGGGAAAAUGAAUGGCUCCAUGACCACUGCAUGCAGGUCGGGGACGCAUACCUGAUUGUCUACUCAAUCACAGACCGAGCGAGCUUCGAGAAGGCAUCUGAGCUGCGAAUCCAGCUCCGCAGGGCCCGGCAGACAGAGGACAUUCCCAUAAUUUUGGUUGGCAACAAAAGUGACUUAGUGCGGUGCCGGGAAGUGUCUGUAUCAGAAGGGAGAGCCUGUGCAGUGGUAUUUGACUGCAAGUUCAUCGAGACCUCCGCGGCUGUCCAGCACAACGUGAAGGAGCUGUUUGAGGGCAUUGUGCGACAGGUGCGCCUUCGGCGGGACAGCAAGGAGAAGAACGAGCGGCGACUGGCCUACCAGAAAAGGAAAGAGAGCAUGCCCAGGAAAGCCAGGCGCUUCUGGGGCAAGAUCGUGGCCAAAAACAACAAGAAUAUGGCCUUCAAGCUCAAGUCCAAAUCCUGCCAUGACCUCUCUGUACUCUAGGAACCCAGGGUCACCCAGAUGUCCCUUUGAUGGCUGUUGUUGAAGGCCAUUGGGACCAAUAAUCUAUAUUAGAUUGAAUCCUUAAGUUAGAUGUGGUUUCCCCCAUUGUAGCAGGGAGCUAGCAUAUUAGCCUUGUGGGCAACAUGAUGCAUGGGAAAUGAAAGAUUUUUGUAAAAAGUCAGUAUUUAUUUCCAGGAAAAGCCUGACCUUGCUAUUUGAACACCCAAGACUCUUUAGAGGAUGUGUUUGGUGUUCACAUGUGUUUCUUCUCUUUUGGAUAGUAGAGAAGUAAAGCUUACAAAGAAUGCCUAGAACAAGAACUCUUCAUCAUUAAAAAUUUUGCCCAGUGUUCUGAUAUGUGACUUUGAGGCCAAUGGGUCAUAAACAAAUAUAAGAAAGCUGUCAAUGAGUUUCUUCAAAGGAGGGAAAACUUUCUACGAAUCUAAGAUCCAUGGAGCUAGAAUUGUAGAACUAGGCUCAUCAGAAUCGUGACUAUUAUUGCUCCAUCAAACUGUGAAAAGAAAUGAUGUGGACCUUGCUGGAAACAAAGGCUUAGCAAACAAUUUUUGUUCAAUGCCCACCGAGACAUGUAGAAUUGGAAACUGAUACAUGUAUCCCUUGUAGGCUCAAAAAUUAUAUCUUACAAUUUCUAUUUAGGGGGAAAUUAUUUGAAUCAGAUUCUAUUUAGUCAAAGCACCUUUUAUGUUUUAUUAUUUUUGAAUUCGUGGAGCCAUCAUAAAAAUAUUUUUAAAAUCAGAAUUAUUGAUACCCUGUAGUGCAAAAUGUCAAUUUUUAAUGUAUAAUCAGAAGUCUGAAUUUUUAUAAAACAUAUAGCAUAAAAACUUCCAGUAUUUUGGUUGACCCUUGUAUGUCACAGCUCUGCUCUAUUUAUUAUUAUUUUGCAAAAUAACCAUUUUAACAUUUGAUAAGGCAUAUUUAUGAACAUAUUUCUUAAUAAGAAAAAUAUCCAUUUUAUUACUUUUCUAUCUUUUUCAAAAUAUGCAAGUUUUUACCUAUAUGUCUUAUAAUAAAAGAAAUAAAAUUUUUGAAAAAAGGCA